UAUCUCUUCCUCUUCUGACUGACUUCUCCUUCCUUUUCCUCCUUCCUCAUCUCCCUCCUAUCUACCUUCUCCCAUAUCAUCAACGAAACCCCAUCGAGAAACCCAACCACCAAAAUGUCCUUCUCCGACCUCAUCCAAAACACCAUCAACAAGCACACCGGCGGCGGCGACAACAACUCCUCCUCCUCCCCCUCCUACGGCAACGAAGGCCCCUACUCCGCCGGCGGCAGCAGCCACUACAACACGCCCAACGCGGCAAACCCGAACCCUCACUACGGCGGAUCCGGCGGCUACGGCUCCGACGACGACUUCAACCCCGCAGUCUCGCACGCGCAGGCCGAGCACGGCGAAGACAGCUCGCUCUUCAACACCGCCCUGUCGUUCAUCAAGGACCGGAAGAGCCAGUACGCGCAGAAGGAUAACUACGACAUCGACGAGUCGCAUAUGGUGCAGUCGCAUCAGGCGUUGUACGGCGGCGGCGGCGACGAGCGCGCUCAUGACUCGAACUCCCUGGGUGCGGGGGCCGCCAUGCAGGCGUUGAAGAUGUUCACGUCUGGUGGCGGGUCGAGCUCCGAGAGCAGUGGUGGGGGUAUGGAUAAGAACAAGUUGAUUGGGAUUGCGAUGGCGCAGGCGGGCAAGCUGUGGGAGGAGAAGAACUCGAAUGGUGGUGCUUCCGAGGACAAGCAGUCGGCUGUGAACAAGGCCGCUGAGAUGGCGCUGAAGAUGUACAUGAAGGGCCAGGGCAGUGGAUCUAGCGGCACUGGAGGCCCCGGCGGCUUGAUGAGCUUGGCCAGCAAGUUCCUGAAAUAAGCGCAUCUAGAUUGGACUUGAGAUAGUUCAUUGAUUUAUACAUGUUUGUAUCCUCGCAUGCGGGCCAUGUCUUACAACAGCCAACAGCUCAAGCAUAUCGUAUAGUAUAUCAAACUCUAUUUAUACCAAACAUCUCUACC
Aspergillus steynii IBT 23096 is the source of this 950-nucleotide messenger RNA. RefSeq lists its product as uncharacterized. The coding region runs from base 115 to 810 and encodes 231 amino acids. NCBI's taxonomy places the organism in Eukaryota, Fungi, Ascomycota, Eurotiomycetes, Eurotiales, Aspergillaceae. The transcript is spliced from 2 exons. The record is from RefSeq and is a predicted model, not a curated record.